This is a messenger RNA of Zerene cesonia (dogface butterfly), 3362 nucleotides long. RefSeq lists its product as uncharacterized. The coding region runs from base 84 to 3362 and encodes 1092 amino acids. The transcript is spliced from 19 exons. NCBI's taxonomy places the organism in Eukaryota, Metazoa, Arthropoda, Insecta, Lepidoptera, Pieridae. The record is from RefSeq and is a predicted model, not a curated record.
UCAAACCGCGUUCAAACUAAACGGUCUGGUUUUUUGAUUCAUAACAUUUCUUGUAUAUACUACAUUUAAGAAACAAGAAAAAUAUGGAUGUGUGGGAAGAGUUGAUCGAAAAUUAUGAGAGCUAUGACGAUAGUGACAAUUUUUCAAAAGUUCUGUCCGAUGCAUCUUUAGUACUUGCUGAAGAUUUGGCUGAUUUUGAAAUCGAAUGGAUGGUAUCAACUUUACUCCAUCAGCCAGUGUAUUUACUGGAUGUAAUGUCAAGAAAGCGCAAUGAGGAAGGAUGGGCCAAGUGUGUUAUAGAAGCUCUGAAGCUUUUGAGCUACCUGGUUCAGAACCACAGCAUCCCACAUGACUACUACCAUCAUAUUGUUCAGGUGUGCUCCCUACCGUAUGACGCAAUAGCUCGCCAGCAUGCCCUGACCUGUCUCACAAGUAUCUGCAAAUACAGUUCCGCUGCUGGUCUAAAUUUUGCACGACACCUGGCUGCCCUCGAGGAGAGCUCUGUGUGUAGAGCACCUCUUGCCCUGCUAGUUGGUGCCAUAUGUGAAUACCAUCCCUAUUUAGUGUCAGAUGAUGUGCCUAAAGUUUGGCGUAUUUUUCUUAAUAUGCUCGAUUCGAAUAAACUUACUGGCGCGGCGCGGGGCGCGGCGGCGGCGGGCGCGGGCGGGCUGCUGCGCCACUUCGGCGCCGACCUGCCGUGCGCCGAGCUGGCGCUCUUCGCCGAGCACGUGGCGCGCGCCGCGCUGCUGCCGCGCUGCGAGCAAGCGGCCACGCGCGUGCUGUGCGCGCACGCGGCGCUGUUCCGCGAGCAGCUGGCGCCGCGCGCGCAGCUCCGCGCCGCGCUGUGGGGCCGCGCCGCCGCCGCGCCCGCGCGCCGCGCGCUGCUGCAGCUCUACGCGCAGCUCCCGCACACGCUCGACUCUCGCCAGCUGCAGGAAAUAAUGGAAAGGGAGCUGUUGCCGCACAUAUCGGGCGGCGAAGGCGCGGCGCGGGUGACGGCGCUGCGGGCGGCCGCGCUGUGCGGCGCGCUCGAGCCGCUCGACCACGUGCACGUGCCCGCGCUGGAGAGGCGCCUGCGGGACGGACGCGCCAAUCACCGAGAUAUGUUACUCAUAGCAUGGUGCAUCGAAAACGGGGUGUUCGGCAGCGAGGAGCUGUUGCGCGCGGCGCUGGCGGGGGUGCAGGAAGAUGACACGAGGGCGCGGGAGGGGGACACGGGGGCGCGGGAGGGGGACACGGGGGCGCGCCUGCUCGCCCGCGCCAUUCUCGCUGCGCCACUGCACCUUGCUAGGGCCGCCGUCAGCAUGCUAGUUGGCGAGAGCUGUCGAGCGCAGAGCGUAGGCGGGUGCCUGGCCGUGUGGCGCCACCUGCUGGACGCGGCGCCCGAGCGCGAGGACGCGGCGCCCGAGUGGCCGCCGCUGCCCCCGCCGCCCCGCGCGGCCCGCCGCCGCGCCCGCCUGCUCGACCGCUUCGCCGACUGCGUGCUGCUGGCGCUGCGCACGCAUCGCGCGACUUGCCGCACGUCUCUGCGGCAAGGCGAGUGCGAGUGCGAGGAGAUCCUGCCGCUGGCGGAGACGGCGCGCGGCGUGCUGGGCGCGGCGGCGGGGGGCGCGGGGGGUGCGGCGGGCGCCGGGGGCGCCGGGGGCGCGGCGGGGGACGCGGCGGCGCGGCUGGCGGGCGCGCUGAGCGACGCGGCGGAGCGGGCGGGCGCCGCGCUGCCGGCCGCGCUGCUCGCCGCCGCGCUGGCGCCGCCGCACCCGCUCGACCGCCCCUGGGAGCGCUACCUGCAAAGCGUGCGCAUCGAGGCGCUGCGCGACGCGGCGGUGCAGUGGCGCUGCUGCGAGGCGCUGUGCGGCGCCGGCGCCGCGCCGCGCGCCGCGCUCGCCGCCCACGCGCUGCGCGCCGCGCAGAUAAUACUGAGCGACGAGCGAGCGGGAGCGUCGCUGUUGAGCGCCUGUCUGGAGACGGUGAAGGCGGUGACGCGCCGGUCCGCCGACGUGGACGAGAAGCUGUUGCGGCAGGUGGUGCGGGCGGCGCGGCGGCGCGCGCGCGGCGGGGCGGGGCGCGGAGCGGGGCGCGGGGAGGGGCGCGGGGCGGGGCGCGGGGAGGGGCGCGGGGCGGGGCGCGGUGCGGCGCGGGCGGAGCGCGCCCUGCGCAGGGACCUGCUGCUGUUCAUAGGAAGGUACAGCGCAUUAAUCGAGGAAAACGAUAUUGGUUUCGGCGACCGCUGCGAGAGUUGCGACAGUUGCGACAGUUGCGACAGUUGCGACAGUUGCGACAGUUGCGACGCCUGCGCGUCUGGCGACGAAGAAGGCGUGCGCUACGCGCGGCUGUCGCCGCUGCUGACGGUCACGCGCAACGGCCUAAAGUUGGACAUGUCGCGUGCCGUGGCGCUGUGCGUGUGGGGCGCGGGGGGCGCGGGGGGCGCGGGGGGCGCGGAGGUGCGCGCCGCGCUCGCAGACUGGCUGCGGACCAGAGUGGCGGCGGGCGCGGCGGGCGCGGCGCUGCCAGCGCUGCCGGCCAGCCUGCUGGGCUGGCUGGCGCGCGCGGCGCCGCUCGCCGACCUGGCGCCGCACCUGCACCGGGACUGCCUCGCCGACAUAUUGCACUUCAUAGCGCGGUGCAGCAACAGCGAGACGCGGGCGGCGCUGCGGCCGCUGCUGCGCGCGCUGGCGCGGCGCCCGCGCGCCGCCGCCGCGCUCGCCCGCGCCCUGCGCGCUCACCCCGCACCCGCCGACGCGCACGGGGGCCUGGAGCCGCUGGAGGCGCUGCUCGAAGCGGCUCGGGAGGACAGCGAGGCGUGCCAGCGCCACCUGGCGGGCGCCGCGCGCGCCGCGCCGCGCGCCGGCCCGCGCGCGCUGGGCGCCGCCGCGGCGCUGCUGGCCGACAGGGCGCCGCUGUUCGCGCCGCAGCUGCGGACCGCGCUCGUGCGGGGCGCGCUGGGGGCGCUGCUCCGCCUGCCGCGGCCGCCGAGCGUGCGGGCGCCGCGCCCUCUGUACGGGGCGGCUCUGCGCCUCGCCGGGGCCGCCGGGCGAGCUCUCGACGAGCCCUCUUAUGUUGUGGAUGUCAUUUUUGAAGCGAUCGACGACGAGAGCGAACCGGUCCACGUAUUGGGCGCCGUCAACGAACUCAAAUACGCUUUUGAGACUUCGGAUCUGAGCCGCAAAGCUUGCGUAAAAAAUGACUUCGCCAUAUUGAAGAAGAUUUCGGAUUUCGACGCGGAGGCGUUCCACGACUGCUGUCUAUUGAACGAAGCGUUCGUUUUUAUCGCCCAGAACGCCGAGCCGUUGCUCGAAUUCAAAUUCGAGAUAGGUCACCUGGUGGUUCAAAUGACCCAUAACUUUUUCAACAUGGGCCUGUAG